Molecule: messenger RNA, 1602 nt
Organism: Trypanosoma conorhini
Lineage: Eukaryota; Euglenozoa; Kinetoplastea; Trypanosomatida; Trypanosomatidae
Product: surface protease GP63
Exons: 1
Coding region: 1-1602 (533 amino acids)
Biological process (GO): proteolysis; cell adhesion
Cellular component (GO): membrane; cytoplasm
Molecular function (GO): metalloendopeptidase activity
Source: RefSeq, a predicted model, not a curated record
AUGUUCGCCCUAAUCUACUUUGCGAUCCUGCAGUCUGCGGCGGUGCUGCUGUAUUGCGCCAGCGGGUGCCUCGCCGAGGUUCCUGCCCUGAGGCCCGAGAGCAGUUUUGCCGAGGCGGUGAUGAACAGCGACCCACCGCCGGCGGCUGCGGUGGUGCGAGAGGUGCCGCGCAAGGGGCAGGGCGCGGUACAGGCGUACACCGUCGCCAGAGCCGGAGCUGGCAGCGCUGAAUGGGCACCCAUCCGCAUCCGGGCGUUCUACGGGGACCUCAAAAUCCCGGCGAAGCACUGCACUGCCGUGGGGGAGAAAAAACCGGACUUUAAGGGGAAGCUCAAAGAUUGCACACGUGAGCACCUCCUUGACACCCAGAAGAAGAAUAUGAUCAUGAAAACCAUCAUUCCUAACGCCAUCAAGAUGCAUGCGGAUCGCCUCCUUGUUCAGCUUGUUCGCGGCCGCUUGGAUCUGUCCAUGGUCAGGGACAAGAGGAGUCUUUGCAGGCACUUCGCUGUUCCCGUGCCUCACUUGAGAAAGGGUGCUGCGAAUGCCGACAUGGUGCUCUAUGUGGCCGCUGGAACAGACAGCUCAACGUGGGCCAGUCCAUGUGAUACGUGGGGAGACACGCGUCCCACGGCGGGAGCCAUGCACAUCUUCCUUCGUGAAGUCGCGUGGCAGACGUUCAACGUUCGCCGUGCCGCGCAUGAGAUUGCGCAUGCUCUCGGAUUUGUCUACGGGCGGAUGAAGCGUCUGGGGAUGCUGUCUACGCGGCAGUUGCCUGGCACGGGAGGCGUGACGGUGAUAAGUUCAAGCAAAACAAUGGAGACGGGGCGGAAACACUACGGCUGCGAUAAAUUCCCCGGUAUGGUGCUAGAGGAGUUGAGUAAAGGCAAUGUGGCGGCGCACUUUUCGUUCAGCUUUGCGAAGGACGAGUUGAUGGGUCCAUGGCCUUCUUUAACGGGCGGUCGCUACUCCGCUCUGACGCUCUCCGUGUUUGAGGAUAUGGGGUAUUACCGCGCGAAUUGGGGCAAGGCGGAGCCGAUGAACUGGGGCAACGCUUCCACAUGUGCGUUUUUAGAGCAAACGUGUCACAGUGAGAGCAACCGUUCCUAUCCAGACAUGUUCUGCAGCACCGCGGAUACCCACAUUCGCUGCUCAUCUGACCGCUCCUCCGUCGGACUCUGUACCAGAGUGCCUGUGGAUGUUGCGCCGACGAAGAGCAGCACGUGCUCAAUGAUUAUUCCCUUCUACGCGUACGGCGGCCAGCAGCUGUAUUACAGUAUGUGCGCCAUCGAGGCCGCCACAUUCAUCCCUGGCUCCCGUACCGGGCCUGGCUCGUUGUGCCUGGACGUGGAAACGUUCCAGGUGCCGAGCAUCAAAUACCCUGGAAAAAUGAAACCGGUGAGUGGUGUGUGUGCCCAAGUGCAGUGCACCGAUGGUAAGGUGCAGGUGCGGUACCAGGGCAACGACGAUUGGCACAGUUGCCCCGAGGGCCAGUCAAUUGCAACGGACAAUGCAAGCGGGCCUAAAUACAUUCGUUGUCCCAGGUACGACGAGGUGUGCCGGACUACCGCCGGGAAAAACACUCGUGGCGGGGUGAGUAACUGA